This is a messenger RNA of Amoebophrya sp. A120, 393 nucleotides long. NCBI's taxonomy places the organism in Eukaryota, Dinophyceae, Syndiniales, Amoebophryaceae. The record is from the annotation of a GenBank genome assembly.
CGCAUGUGCGCCAUGGAGAAGCCGGUGAGCCUCUGGCCGCUCUUGGAACUAGACACGAACCUGUUGGAGGACGCCGCCUGUUGCGUCUCUACGUGCACGUUGCCACCCGUUGUUCAUCUCCCACCAGACGAGAAAAGUGCGCCAGUCGCUCCGGGCGGUGCUGUAGUGUCCUCCACCGCCUCGUCCGGAGGUCUUCCUACGACCACGUUCGGGAGCUGCACGGAAGGUGCGACCUUGCAUCCUGCUAGUCGUGAUGUGCUGCAAACGAAAAGAACAAGUGUCGUGGCUUGUGAGAAGAAUUUUGCGCCGGCGUGCCUCUCUCUGCUGCCGACACCGGUGAGGACGACACCGCCUCCGAAUACUACUAGCGCGAGUUGUAAUGCAUUGUUGAAG